AUGAGCGGCACCACCACCACCGCCGCCAGCGUACAUGACGCAGAGUCGUCGCCGGCCACCAAGCAGAAGAAGAAGAAUGCUUCUACGCCUGUGCAUUAUCCGUUCUGGUUCGGCGGGAGUGCCAGCGGUAUGGCUGCAUGUGUGACACAUCCGCUCGACCUCGUCAAGGUCCGACUGCAGACUCGCACCGGCGAUGCGCCGAAGAACAUGUCGGGCACAUUCGUCAGCAUCUUCCGAAAGGACGGACCGCUGGGCCUGUACAGCGGUCUGUCGGCCGCCCUCCUCCGGCAGCUGACCUACUCCACCGUCCGCUUCGGCAUCUACGAGGAGAUGAAGUCCCGCUUCACCGCCGGCCCGGACGGCGAGCAGAUCAAGCCGUCCUUCCCCCUCCUCGUGGCCAUGGCCUCCAGCUCCGGCCUCGUCGGCGGCGUGGCCGGCAACUUCGCCGACGUGCUCAACGUGCGCAUGCAGCACGACGCCGCCCUCCCCGUCGAGAAGCGUCGCAACUACCGCCACGCCGUCGACGGCAUGGUCCGCAUGGCCCGCGAGGAGGGCCUGGCCAGCUGGUUCCGCGGCUGGCUGCCCAACAGCGGCCGCGCCGCCGUCAUGACGGCCAGCCAGCUCGCCAGCUACGACGCCUUCAAGAGGCUGCUGCUCGAUUACACCCCCCUCGGGGACGACCUCACCACCCACUUUUCCGCCUCCUUCCUCGCCGGCCUCGUCGCUGCCACCGUCACCAGCCCCAUUGACGUCAUCAAGACCCGCGUCAUGUCUAGCUCGCACAACCUUGGCAUCCUUCGUCUGAUCGGGGACAUUUAUCGUACCGAUGGUCCCGGAUGGGUCUUCAAGGGAUGGGUGCCCUCUUUCUUGCGUCUCGGACCUCAUACGAUAUGUACCUUUGUCUUCCUCGAGAUGCACCGUAAGACAUAUCGAAACCUCAAGGGACUGGAAGAGCCCACCCUGUAG
Geosmithia morbida is the source of this 966-nucleotide messenger RNA. RefSeq names its product solute carrier family 25 (mitochondrial dicarboxylate transporter), member 10. Gene Ontology annotation, molecular function: malate transmembrane transporter activity; succinate transmembrane transporter activity; thiosulfate transmembrane transporter activity. The coding region runs from base 1 to 966 and encodes 321 amino acids. NCBI's taxonomy places the organism in Eukaryota, Fungi, Ascomycota, Sordariomycetes, Hypocreales, Bionectriaceae. Gene Ontology annotation, biological process: succinate transmembrane transport; phosphate ion transmembrane transport; oxaloacetate transport. The record is from RefSeq and is a predicted model, not a curated record. The transcript has 4 exons.